This is a messenger RNA of Halichondria panicea, 2320 nucleotides long. Its product is annotated as forkhead box protein K2-like. The transcript is spliced from 15 exons. Gene Ontology annotation, biological process: regulation of transcription by RNA polymerase II. The coding region runs from base 151 to 2097 and encodes 648 amino acids. Lineage: Eukaryota; Metazoa; Porifera; Demospongiae; Suberitida; Halichondriidae. Gene Ontology annotation, cellular component: nucleus. Gene Ontology annotation, molecular function: DNA-binding transcription repressor activity, RNA polymerase II-specific; RNA polymerase II cis-regulatory region sequence-specific DNA binding. The record is from RefSeq and is a predicted model, not a curated record.
CAGAUAACCACAUCAGACAAAUACAAACACGCCCACAAACAACAGUGCUGUUUAUAAGGUCUGUGUUGUGUGCAUGCACUCUCUGUACCUGCCAUUGGAAAACAACGCUGCUCAGCAAAGCAAAGCUUCGACAGAAAGUCCAAUUGUUGGAUGCCCGCAGAGCAACCCUCUCACUCCCUCCACGGACUGGUUCAAGAAAUGGCCAUGAGUGCAGUCAUUCAGAAACACAACUCCAGCCCUAUCACUUUGUCGGCUAGCCCGGGGAAUACACUUGUUAAAAACGUCUACCAAAUGCCAGUGUCUGCAAUCAGCACGAACGGUUACAGUAAUGGUAUCACUAACGGCAUGUCCAACGGUGCGGCCCUGCACCAGGGUUCUAUGCACCAAGGGUACAUAUCGGUGGCCUCCUCUGGGCCUGGCGGAGUGAGUCUUAUAAACCCCAACCUGCAAGGACAGGUCAUCCAAGGAGCUUCCCUGGGACAUCAGCUACAGCUGCAGCAAGACUCUGGUAGCGGCACCACAUCCAUAGUCCAUCUCACACCCGUGCAUGGCGGAGGAGGUAUGCUGCAGACAGGCCUCAUGAGUCUUCCAAUGGCGAAUAACUUCGCACACACAGCCAGCCUCCAUCCAGAUAUUGAAAAAGGCCUCUUUGAUGAGUCGGGUGGUUGCAAAUGGCCAAGCUGCACAGCUAGAGUCACUUCCAAGGAAAUGUUUGCUAGUCACUUAUAUAGUGAACACAGAGCUGGGAGCAGGACCAAGGCUCAGGUCAAAGUGCAGGAGAUGUUGGUAGCUCACUUGGAAAGUCAGUUGUCAGUGGAACAAGGAAAGCUGGUUGCUAUGAAGAAACACCUUUCCUCCUCAGAUUCGGAGUACACUCGCUCUAGACACGCUUCCAUCACUUCCCCGAAUGGUGCCGGACACUUGGCCACACCCACUUGUGCGGCCCCGCCCACUUCACUGACAACGCCCACUCAAAUGGUUCAAGCCAUGUACGAUCAAAACGGGCAGCCUGUGUACAUACUGCAAAAUGUUGGAAAUCAAGGAACUGCACUUAUUCCGUUGCAACUGCAACAACAGCAGUCCGCCCCCCUCACACCCUCACACGUCACACUCUCCACCGUCCCUACGUCACUCAAAAUCGACCAAUCAAUGUUGAGCGGUGGCAAGAUCCACACUCCCUCCCCCGGCACUCCUAAGAACAUCACCGUUGCUCAGACGUAUAAUCCACCUAACUUUGAGACCUUGAUUCAGCCCUCUGGGCGUAUGGCUAGCGAGGUGGGUCCCAUCAGACACGGGAGACAGGCAGCCAAAGAGAGACCAUCUCCAGUCGCCUUCGAUGAGUCCCAGGACGCCCUGCGUAAAGCCAUCCCUCGCUACUCGAACAUUGAUCAGCGACCGCCCUUCACUUACGCCUCCCUUAUCCGACAGGCUAUACUGGAGUCAGCCGACCAAUGUCUGACACUGUGCGAGAUCUACGCUUGGUUUAUGAAGAACUUUGUAUACUUCAGAGACAACAACCCAACUUGGAAGAAUGCCAUUCGUCACAACCUCUCUCUGCACAAGUGCUUCGUGCGUGUGGAGCUCAACAAGAGCAGAGGAGCAGUCUGGACUGUCGAUGACACUCUGUACAAGAAGAAGAGACACAUGAAAUUAGUUAAUGUGGAUGGUGACCCUCAACCUACAGACAGUGCAGCCAGCUCCCCCGUCAAUGAUAUGGCUGUUGGAGAGGAAGAUAAAAAUCACAUUGACAUUCCAGACUCGGCUGGUCUGGUUACCCUGGCAACGACACAUAAUUACCCCUCCCCCCCUCAGGAACAACUGUCAGGGGAUGAAUCACUGGAGGAUGACUCAGAUAUGGAUAGUAGUGACAAAGAACUAGAAAUAAAGUCUGAGGCGGCCUCCCCCCCACAGGGGUACACUCUACCACCCCCCACAGAAGCGUACCCCCAACAGGGGUACAGACUCCCACCCCACACAGAAGCCUACCCCCCACAGGGGUACACACCACCACCACCCGCACGCCCGCCCCCCACAGAUGGUACCCCCUACACUGUGGCAAUCAACGUCUCAACACAAAACGACCUCUACUCUCUCUAGGGUGGUGGUCCACAGAGUCCCAGUAACCGACAGCCUACUCAUCAGUUUUACCCCACACUAACAGUCCCCCUUGCAGUAGCCUCUAUUGUGUAUGAUAACUAUGUGUGUUUAUAUUAUAGCUCAAUCACUUAAUUGGUUUUGUUGAAUAUUAUCACGUCACACGUUUCAAUGAUUGAUUGCAAAACAUUGUGCUUCAAAAAAAGUUCUUCAAAAUGACUAAAAA